AUGUCGCCUGUUUUAAAUGAAAAGAUUUUGGGCAUGAACGUUCCAGAAGAUAGUAAAAAUUUUCAGUCAGCAGGCAAAAACAAUGUGCUUGAUGUUGCAUAUAAACUUGGAGCUACUACCUUCCUUUCACUUGUAACUAAAACUAAUCUAACUGCAAAGUUUAAUCUAACAGGACACGCGACGGUAUUCAUCCCAUCUAAUGAUGCCUUCAUUGACCUACCAGAUGAACAGAAGGAAAAUCUAAAGGACCUGUCAUACGCAAAGGAAAUUUUGCUGUACCAUUUAGUUUCUGGGCGUCACGAUAAGAAGAGUUUUAGAAACGAGGCUUUGUACCAAUCAAGGUCAAAAAUGGAGGAUGAAGAUUCAUUUUUAAAAGUCCGUGUUAAUAUUUACCAUGGAGGAAAGAUAAUAACUGCAGGAGGAAGUCCUAUUGUGAAUUUUGAUCAUGAGGCAACUAAUGGUAUUGUGCACAUUCUGUCACGUGUCAUGUUCUGGCCACCAGCAUAUGGAUCCGUAGCGCAAAUCGUCAAUAUUCCAAUCACUACAUUUAUGGCUUAUGGGUUGAUGGACGGUGGAUUGUCUGAACAGUUGAGCAAAAAUGAACCAUAUACACUAUUUGCUCCCACGGACCUCCCAUGGGAAGCACUUCCAAACAAGACUAUGAACAAACUAAGAGGAAACAAAACAGCAAUUCGCCGCGUUAUGGAAAAUCACAUAGUCUCAGGAACAUAUUUUACAAAUGGUUUGAAACGGAAUGACACUCUGACAACAUUGCUGGGAGAAGAAUUGAGAGUGGACUCUAUCAUAGGUAAUGUGACUGUAAAUGGAUCCCAUUUUGUUUUGCCGGAUAUUUCUGCUACAAACGGAGUUGUACAUAUCACGACAAAAAUUUUUUGGCCGACAGAUUUUGACUGGGAACAUUAGUUCUGAUGAAAAAGUGGAGAUAGUGCUUGUCGGAGUGAAAACU
This is a messenger RNA of Mytilus californianus (California mussel), 967 nucleotides long. RefSeq names its product transforming growth factor-beta-induced protein ig-h3-like. The record is from RefSeq and is a predicted model, not a curated record. The transcript has 7 exons. Lineage: Eukaryota; Metazoa; Mollusca; Bivalvia; Mytilida; Mytilidae. Bases 1 to 924 code for a protein of 307 amino acids. Gene Ontology annotation, biological process: extracellular matrix organization; cell adhesion. Gene Ontology annotation, cellular component: extracellular matrix. Gene Ontology annotation, molecular function: cell adhesion molecule binding.